GUGGAGUCGCUGGUGGCUGUAUAACAGCAAACCCACAAGGAAACGAUGCCGUUACAUGAGGAAUUUCCAGAUUCCUCCGUUCUUGCUUUCAAUUUCUGCAAGGGUGAGAAACAGAGCCAGUUUGCGGGAAUAUUAUGUGAGGAUCAGGUUACCAUCAUGGACUAUCCACGACAGUAUGAGGGCUAUUCCUUCCUUCCACUGUCUUUGAUUCAACAUCUUCUUUGUUUUUGUGAAAGUUGGCUUUCACUUGGAAAUCAACAGAAUAUUAUUCUUCUCCAUUGUGAGAGGGGGGUUGGCCACAUCGCAUGAAGUCUGUCUCCAUGGCGAAGUUUACUUAACAAGAAAUUGAAGCACUUCAAAACGAUGGUAACCAGCGUGCAAGAGAGUUGUUUGAUAAAAAGCCUGGAGAAGCACUUGCUGAUGGGGACUUAAUAAAUUUGAAGUACUUGAAGUGGGGAAAUGAAGCUGAAGAGUUGGGCGGUACUCUCAGUGGAAAAUUAAGACUUGGUUGUAUGACCAUAUGGGCUCUAGGGUUGACUAUGAUGCACCUAGACAGGGGUGCACUAGAAUGCUCUACAAUGCUGAUGGAAGCAUACUAUUCUCUUGUGGAACAAGUAAAGAUGCUGACUCUUUCCUAGUUGAAUGGAAUGAAACUGAAGGAGCAAUAAAGAGGACAUAUUCUGGAUUUAGAAAGAUAUCUGUUGUUAAAUACAUUCCUUAUGAGAAAUAUUUUUUUGCUCACUAUCUGUUUGACAUAUUACCACUUAAAGUGGUUUUUGAGCAUUUUGAUAGAGGAAAGGAAGGAAACCUUGUGGAAAGAGAUUGUGAUGGCCAAGGUUCUGUCUGGUGGAAUGAGUUUAGUUUUCAUUUCCUAAAUCAUAGUCGACCACAUUUGGUGAAAUUUAUUGACUCUGAUGAGCUAAUGAUAUUCGUGCAUGAUGCUGGUGGAAUCCUACCUACAAUUAACCAUUCGCCUUGGGAUGGUUUAACACUUGCAGAUUUUGUCAUACCAUUUUUUCUCUUUAUUGUUGGUAUUUCACUUGCACUUAUCGACAAGAAUUUGUUAUGCAGAGCUGUUGCAACUAGAAAAACAAUACCACGGGCUCUAAAGCUUUUAAUGUUAGGUCUGUUUCUUCAAGAUGGCUUCUUCCAUGGCCUUAAUGAUUUAACUUAUGGGGUGGAUAUUGAACAUAUGAGAUGGAUGGGUAUACUACAGAGAAUUGCAAUAGCAUAUCUACUAGCAUCAUUGUGUGAGAUUUGGCUGAGGGGUGAUGUAUAUUGUAGCAAUAGCCAUAAUAGGGUGCUCCCUUCUAGUUCUGAUGGUCAGGUCUCCCUACAGAGAAUAUCGGUUCUUAUCGUCUAUUUCGUGUUCGUUUCCCCUCCCUCGGCGGAAAUGGGCAUUGCAAUUCUUCCCUCCCAGAACUGCUUUCAAGGCCGGUUUCGGCACGAAGCCCUGACCCUAACUCCUUUCAAACCUCGCCGAUACUCUAACCCCGACAGCCCUCAGUCCCGCCGGCAGAAGCGAAGUCCUGAUCGUAAUCGGAGAGAUGGAUCCGUGGCGGCAAGGUUUGUCGCCAAGAACCUGGUCAUGGGGCAGGUCAAGAUCCUUAAGCGCGGAGAGACGUUGAGCCAGACGAAGAGUUACGAUAAUCGGAAGCCGAGGGCGAAGAAGGAAAAUGAUUUUAAUUUGGUGUUGCGAUCCACUGGCCGGCUUGGUCCGGCCCCGCUGACGGUCCAGAAGUAUAUUAGGGUAUCGGAGUUAAAGGUCGUCAAUGAAAUAUAUGCCGGAUCGGCCUUCGUCGCGUCGCCUCCUCCAAGUUGCCUACCUGUCCCGUGCUUCUUGGGUAGAAACAACGGAUCGGCCACGAGCGAUUUGCGUCGAUUGUUGCGCCUCGAUUCGGUCUGA
Juglans microcarpa x Juglans regia is the source of this 1906-nucleotide messenger RNA. RefSeq lists its product as uncharacterized. The coding region runs from base 521 to 1906 and encodes 461 amino acids. The transcript is spliced from 3 exons. Lineage: Eukaryota; Viridiplantae; Streptophyta; Magnoliopsida; Fagales; Juglandaceae. The record is from RefSeq and is a predicted model, not a curated record.